UACAUGGCUUGGCAAGACUCAACCACCGGAGGUGUUCGUUCUUCAACAGCUUCCUCCUUUCCUGCUCAAAAGUUGUUCACCUUUGGAAGAAAGGUAGGUGUCACGUACGUCUUGCAAAACGACGAUUGCUUGCUCGCUGCCAUAUGGGUUGCUGCAGCUCAGGUUUAGAACCAGAACCCCUAGCCCUAGCUAAUGCUCUCUGCACCCGCACGCACCAUUGCUGGCACUCCUUUGACAGGAGUGUAUCAAAGGCAUCCAAAGCAAGGCCGUGGAGAAUAUCUUCGCAAAUGGCCGGUGCCAUCAGUGCCAUUUGUAGCGGUGGCAGUGGCAUGUGCUCGGGCUGCCAAGAGGGCAGAGCCCGUUGCCAAGGAAUCUCAGAAGGGCAAGAGGGGCAAGGCUACGGCCGCCAAGGUGAAGGUGAAGCCGGCUACACCGCAAGCGGAGGAGGCCCUCGAGGCCAAGCAGUCAGCUGAGAAGAAGAGCAAGGUUCUGAAGCAACUCCUUGGUAUGGGCCUGGCAGCUCCGUCGCCUGAGCCGCCAGAGCUGCCGGUUCCGACCGUUCCAGCGACUGUCCAAAUGCCACCUUUGCCAACGGUGCCCACGGUGCCCAAAGAGUCUAAAGCGUCCACUGUGGAGGCCAUCGCAGCUGCCACAGAAGCGGCACUCUUGGCGGGAGAGCUGCUGCGCAAGGGCGAAGAGUGGCAGAGCGCGGCACAGAGAGAAGUGCGACAUCACUUCGAGGAUGCAGAUGCCUGGACUUGGGAUCUUGGAAAGGCAAGCUCUGACAAGGACACGUUUUUUAGCCCAGCCCUGCCUCCUUACUUGAUUGAGUAGUUCUAGCAACUGGACGCAGGAUAGCUCACGCACUAAUGAUUUGGUUCCUAGAUUUUUAGGUACACUUAAUGGGAUCAGAGAAGAAAAAUAUAUGAAGGUGUUUGGGCCUUUUGCGUGUUUCUUUCUCCUUCUAACAAUGCGUAAUGCGUUGCAUAAAUCAUUCCAGCCAAACUUCCAUUCCGACGAAAUUUUUGCUCGCUAGGAUGCAGUUGUGUCCUUGUUCGCAGAACACCAAGGUCAUAGAGCCUUUUGUACAGGGAGUUUGUUUCUUGAGAGCUUAUUGUUACUACUAGUAACAGGUGCCACGCUAGUAGUAACAGGUGCCUUACUAGUAGUAACAAGAAGCAGGCAAGUGUCACAAUCUCUCAGUGUUUGUGGUUUCUGCAGGUGAAAGCAUUGCAGUGCUUUUUGACCCUUGGCGAGAUGAGCUCUUCACUGCGGUACCGAUUUGAAAGAAGCGUUGGUGGGCACAGAAUCCUCCCAAGACCUUGAGUCUUCUUGGUCACAGCUACGUGGGCUGUAUUACUUGGGUCCGCCACGGUCGCGUGGUGUACGGAUCUUGGAGAACCCAGAGAUCGGUCACGCUUGGGUUGCAGCUGGCCGGUUGGGUGCCUUUUUUAGCUUGACAACUUCGAAUGCUGGAUCACUUCUAGUUCAUGAGGCAGGUGGCCUUGAGGAUCAAGGCGUCUCGGCCCUGAGUUCUGAUCUUCGGGAUCAGGUCGUUGAAGCUUUGCGUGAAGCAAAGGUUUGGAAGUGAAAACGGCG
This is a messenger RNA of Durusdinium trenchii, 1599 nucleotides long. The record is from the annotation of a GenBank genome assembly. NCBI's taxonomy places the organism in Eukaryota, Dinophyceae, Suessiales, Symbiodiniaceae.